This is a messenger RNA of Cyprinus carpio (common carp), 2428 nucleotides long. Its product is annotated as calcium uptake protein 3, mitochondrial-like. Lineage: Eukaryota; Metazoa; Chordata; Actinopteri; Cypriniformes; Cyprinidae. Gene Ontology annotation, biological process: calcium import into the mitochondrion; mitochondrial calcium ion homeostasis. Bases 32 to 1570 code for a protein of 512 amino acids. The transcript is spliced from 17 exons. The record is from RefSeq and is a predicted model, not a curated record. Gene Ontology annotation, molecular function: calcium ion binding. Gene Ontology annotation, cellular component: uniplex complex.
AUCUUGCACAAAUUCUGUCAUACCAACAAUAAUGGCCGCUGUGCGCAGACUGGGAGUCAUAUUUAGGAGUUUGUCGCUGUCGUCGGCUCCGCGGAAUGCGCUUUAUCGUUCUCCAGUGAAGGAUAACCGAUGCAGACGCCGAGGGAUUGCGGUUGCUGUGUGCGUUGCGGCCGGAGGAGCGGUGUUGUAUUAUUAUUAUUCAGAAACGUGCGGAUUCAAAAGGAGGAAAGUCCCGAUUAAUGGAAUAGGCUGUCGGGCUCUGUUGCCUUCACUACCCGCUGUAGCCGCAAAGGAUAAGGCUCCACCUUUUGAUUUUGAUGAAAGUGACGUGUACAUGUCAUCUCAUGAGCAUCAUUUCCGCCUCUUCAGCUCAGUGGAGUAUGAGGGACAGCUGUACAUGACUCCUCAGAACUUCAUUGAGUCAGUCACCAUGAGCGAACCCCGCAUGAAGAAACCUUGGAGGUCCCUCACCAAACAGGAGUUGGAGAAGAUCUUGUCCGACACUCCACCGGUGUGGAAAGGAACAUCCAAGCUGUUCCGGAACCUUCAGGAACGAGUAGGUACCAGUCAAGCACCAGUUAAGCACAAGCCUGAGGCUUUCACUUCCUGCAUCAUCGCUUACACUGAAUAUCUCUUUCUGCUCUGCAUUCUGACAAAGCCUCAUGCAGGCUUUAAGAUUGCCUUUAACAUGUUUGAUGCUGAUGGUAACCAGAUGGUGGAUAAAGGGGAAUUUCUUGUGUUGCAAGAAAUCUUCCGAACGAAAAAUGAGAAGAAAGGAAGAAAAGGAGAUGCUGAAAAAUCUGCGCAACUGAGUAUGCAGCUCUAUGGAUAUCAGAUUGUCCCGGUAAACAACGUGCUAAAAAAAGAGAGUCAGGAGUUUGUGCCCAGGAGCUACUGGGACAUGCUGAGACGUGGUGCGAGCCAAGCCCUGUUUUCUGACCUGGCAGAGGACUUAAAGCUAAAGCAUGCCAAUGAGAACAUGAUGAUUGACAGCACUCUGCUUGUGCACUUCUUUGGCAAGAAGGGGAAGGCGGAGCUAACAUUUGAGGACUUCUACAGAUUCAUGGAUAAUCUGCAAACUGAGAUGUUAGAGAUUGAGUUCCUGACCUAUUCCAAAGGCAUGACCACCAUCAGCGAGGAGGACUUUGCACGAAUCUUGCUGCGCUACACUAACGUAGAGGAUAUUCGCAGCUAUCUGGAGAAUGUGCGCCAGUGCAUACCUGAUGAGAAGGGCAUCACCUUUGAUGAGUUCAGGUCUUUCUUCCAGUUCCUCAAUAACCUUGAAGACUUUGCCAUUGCCAUGCAGAUGUACAACUUUGCCUGUCGUUCCAUUGGACAAGAUGAGUUUGGUCGGGCGGUAUAUGUCGCAACAGGCCUCAAGCUGACCCAUCACCUGGUUAACACCAUCUUCAGGAUAUUUGACGUGGAUCAUGAUGAUCAGCUCAGUUACAAAGAGUUCAUUGGUAUCAUGAAGGACCGGCUGCACCGUGGAGGCAGGGGUUAUAAAGCUGUAGAGCAUUUCACUUCAUUUAAAUCAUGUCUGAAGAAGGAACUGGCAGGCAGCAGGUGAUAGGCAUUCAGGAUGUGUCUCUUCUUUCUCAGGAAGAAACUGAUUUGUCUGCUCUGGAAAUGUUUGAGAGAGGUCCCGUCAUGAAAUCUACCUCUUCUUCUUCUGAUUUUGAAACCUUGGGAUUGGGAUGGUGUCCCUGCAAUCAGCGCUCUGCACUGCAUGUUCUAGUAUCCGCACAGCUCUGCAUGAUCAAACUUUAUUCUGUAUUCUGCUCCAAAUCUUCUUUGUUUAUAACCUGGGAAAUGGCAUUUCAGCUACACGUCCAAUGUUUUGUAUGUUUUAAAGUUGCACAUGGGUGUCCUGGAAGGGUAAAGAGAUUUUUAAAUGCAUUUGUAAUGGAAAUGUUUUAAGCAGGUUGAGUUAUUCAUUUUGGCCUUUUAUUCAUUAUAUUUAUAUUCUAUUAUAUUGCAUUGUACCUUGCAUUUUAUUAUGCCAGUUACAAAGAAAGCUAUUAUUAUUAUUUUGUCAUUGUCAGGAUUGUUUAAAUGUACAGAAUCAUACUGUGUGAAAAGGGUAAUACUUGAUUAUCAUAAUCAUAAACUGGGUUUGUAAGAGAUUAUGUAGCUCAUGUAGCAUUAAGCCCAAUAAUAAGCAUUGCCUUAAUCUAAAACUGUUGUUAUUUUUCUCACACAAUUGAUUUAUUGUUUGUUUGUUUUUUUAACAAGGUGUUGCUGUAAAAAGAUGUGCAAGAUUGGUUUGCCAUCAAAGGCAAUUAACUAUUAAGUCUAAGCAUGCUUUUUAAGACUGUACUGUAAUUCAAACUCUAAAACAAAUACAGACUUGAAAUUCCAUGAAAAUGGUAUGCAAGUCAAUAAAGUGGUUUCGGUGUGCCUAUGAUGCAGAUUUCUCAGUGUUUAA